Messenger RNA from Stylonychia lemnae, 1023 nucleotides. The record is from the annotation of a GenBank genome assembly. Lineage: Eukaryota; Ciliophora; Spirotrichea; Sporadotrichida; Oxytrichidae.
AUGGCAAAUUUAUCAAACUAAGGAGCCAGACGACUCUAACUGUUUCGACCUAAAAUAAAAUAGAUUCUUGCAAGUGCUAAGGUUAUCAACUACAAGGAAAGAAGAGAAGAUCUAGAAAAUACUUAGGUAUUUGCAAUUCGGCAUGGAUAAAGUAUUUAAAAUGCUCAUAUUGGGGAGCUUUUCAAUAAAAUAUGCCUAGAAUCUCCAAAAAUUGAAUCGAGCCAUGAGAGCGUUCACAAUAGUCUCUCAGAAAAGGAGAACUCUCUCAAAAAUGAAAAUAAUAAAUUAACAACUUUGGGUGAGUGGAUUGAUGUCCAGUCUGAUAGGAAAUUAAUUGAUUCGUCUCUUUCAGAGAGAGGUAGGCUACAAUCUAAAGAACUCUAAAAUGUAGUAAAUUAAUUCAAAUUCCACACAGUUUUUGUAUCUCCUUUGAAAAGAGCGAUAGAAACUGCUUAUUGGAUGUUCAAAGGCCACAAAGAUUUUGACUAAAUAAAAUUCGUGAUCUUCCCUUUACUAAUGGAAAAAUUGCAUGUAAGUGCAGAUUUACCUAAUCCAAUGGCAUUAAAACAAAUAUAAAAAUUACAUUCUCAAAAAUUUAAGUUAGGAAUACUUCCCUAAGAUGAAAAUAAACAAGAUAAUCCGAACUGGUACGUUGAAUUGCUAAAUCAAGAUCUAUAGAGUUAAGUGCAGCAAUUUAAAGCAAACAAUCCGAAGUUAUAAGUGCAGGACUUUUUCAUUUAAAAAAUCAAUGAUGUCUAUCCUGGAGCAAUAGAAAGCACAGAGAAUUGCUUUUAUAGGACACUUUUGGCUAGAAAAAGUUUAAUUUAAUACAUUACUAAUAAUCAGAUUGAACAUACUCAUAAAAUCGCUCUUGUAGGCCACAGUGCUUUUUUUAGAAUAUAUUUUGCAGAAUAAUAUUUUUAGGAAAAUGGGUUUGAAAGACAGCCCUCUCUAGAGGAAUCUGUUUGCCUUGAAAAUUGUGAAAUAUACCCUGAUUUUAAUUUUAACAAAAAGUCUGAUUGA